Molecule: messenger RNA, 1008 nt
Organism: Iphiclides podalirius (scarce swallowtail)
Lineage: Eukaryota; Metazoa; Arthropoda; Insecta; Lepidoptera; Papilionidae
Source: the annotation of a GenBank genome assembly
AUGGCUAGCAUAGAACUUGAUAUAUGGCGGGGUGAGUGGGGCCUAGCCUCUAUUGAUUUAGAAUGUUUAAAGGUUCUGACUUAUAUGAAAUUUAUUGGAGUACCUGUAAAAGUGCAUGAAGCAAACAAUCCAUAUUUUGCACCAAAAGGUAGGUUACCAGUCAUGAGAGAUGGUCGAAGUAUACUCACAACUUUUGAGGAAGUCGUGGAUCACUUAAAAUCAUUACAUUACAGCACAGAUGUCCACCUGAACACCGCACAGGCAGCAGAAGCAAGUGCUUUUACACAAUAUCUAAGAGAGAAGCUUUAUCCGGCAUAUCAAUAUGCUUGGUGGAUUGAUGAAAAAAAUUACAAUGACCUCACCCGGCCUGCCUAUGCUAAAGCUUUACGAAUACCAUUCAACUUUUACUAUCCAGGAAAGUACCAAAACUCAGCCAAAGAGAUGAUUGACGCAUUGUUUGGGGAACAUACAGAUUUAAGAGAAAUUGAAAGGACAAUAUAUCAAGAAGCAGAAAAGUGCCUUAAAACUCUAUCCGAUCGUUUGGGUGAAAGUGAAUAUUUCUUUGGUAACAGGCCGUCAUCAUUUGAUGCAAUAGUGUUUGCUUACCUGGCCCCAUUGGUGAAGGCACCAUUCCCUAAUGCAACUCUUGCCAAUCAUGUGAAAGGAAUUGCAAACCUGACCAGAUUUGUAGCAAGGAUUAAUCAAAAGAACUUUAGACAUGUUACUGAUGAAUACAACCGACAAAAUGCGAAGAAGCAGUCAACAGGGACACAGUCAGACAGGGACGUGGCAAAUUUUCCAAACCAAACGCGCAACAAAAUAUUGGCAGCGCUUUUCGCUGCCAUAGCGAUGACUGGGUAUGCAGUGGCAAACGGGAUGUUCCAGAAAUUGUCUUCGUGGAGUUGGCAGAGGACUGUGCUGUUGAACAAAUUCCGCAUCGCCAAGAAACACUUCAACAAGAUGAAAAAGCUCAAAACGACCCAAAACGGCGAAGAAAGCCAGCUGCCG